GAUAGAAAAAAAGAGCACAGUCUCUCUCCUCUCCAGGACCCCUUCUUUGGAUUUGCAGAGUACAUAUUGAUUUCCCGACUUCUCCUCUCUCUCUCUCUCUCUCUCCAAACGCCUACACGGUCCCGCCCAAAGACGGAAUCUUUGCUUCGUUAACCGAGAAGAAAAUGGCUCUAAGAGCACCCAUAGCAGGAAUGAGCACAGCUUCAACUCUUUCCGCUCCGUCAUGUAACAAUAAGGGGAUAGUGGUUGUGAAGCCAUCUUCUUUGGGAACUUCCUUUUUUGGUCGUAGAGCUGGAGCUUUAAAACUUGCAGUUGCAGUUGGACAGCGUCCUCAUUCCAACAGAUUCACCUCUGGUGCCCUUGUUGUUCGCAGUAAUCUCUUUGACAGAUUUGCCAGAGUAGUCAAGUCUUAUGCUAAUGCCGUCAUUAGUUCCUUUGAAGACCCAGAGAAGAUCCUGGAGCAAACUGUGCUAGAAAUGAACAAUGAUUUGAUCAAAAUGCGCCAAGCUACAGCACAGGUCUUGGCUUCACAGAAGCAGUUGGAAAACAAAUACAAAGCUGCACAACAAGCUUCUGAGGACUGGUAUCGUAGAGCACAGCUUGCUCUUGGAAAGGGAGAUGAGGAUCUUGCACGUGAAGCUCUGAAACGUAGAAAAUCUUAUGCUGAUAAUGCAAAUGCAUUGAAGGCUCAGCUUGAUCAGCAGAAGGGUGUGGUUGAGAAUCUGAUCAGCAAUACACGGCUUUUAGAGAGCAAGAUACAGGAAGCAAAAUCAAAAAAGGAUACAUUAAAAGCACGUGCUCAGUCUGCUAAGACUGCAACCAAAGUAUCUGAGAUGCUGGGAAAUGUGAAUACAAGCAGUGCCCUUUCAGCCUUUGAAAGAAUGGAGGAAAAAGUCCUGGCCAUGGAGUCUCAAGCAGAUGCUCUUAACCAACUAACAAGUGAUGAGCUCGAAGGAAAGUUUGCAUUGUUGGAGAGCUCUUCUGUUGACAGUGAUCUUGCUGAUCUAAAGAAAGAAUUGUCCGGAAGCUCCAAGAAAGGUGAGCUUCCACCGGGCAGAACGCCCGUUGCUAGAACGGGCUCGCUGCAGUUUCAAGAUGCAGAGAUUGAGAAAGAACUGAAUGAAUUACGGAGGAGGGCCAACGAUCUAUAGGGAUCACGGGUGAUCUUGAAUCAUUUUUCAGACUCUUACACUGCCAGAGAUAGUUUAUGUGCAACAAAGAAUUGCCAUAUGAAGAGGCAAAAGCAUAAACAAAAUGUUGAUCCUGCCUCGUAUGGUCAAAUUAUAAUCUUAUUGUUUCUUUUUUUCACUUUGUAUAUGGAUACAAGUGCAGCCUGGAAGUCCUUAUGGGUUAUUGUAGUGUUGUAAUUUGUAAAUGAAAUGGAUCACCUUCAACUAGAAUCAGAUAAUUCAAACUUGUCUGUGUUGGUGAGGUUUUGUUU
Ipomoea nil (Japanese morning glory) is the source of this 1441-nucleotide messenger RNA. Its product is annotated as probable membrane-associated 30 kDa protein, chloroplastic. The coding region runs from base 165 to 1151 and encodes 328 amino acids. The transcript has 11 exons. NCBI's taxonomy places the organism in Eukaryota, Viridiplantae, Streptophyta, Magnoliopsida, Solanales, Convolvulaceae. The record is from RefSeq and is a predicted model, not a curated record.